This is a messenger RNA of Colletotrichum graminicola M1.001, 1674 nucleotides long. Its product is annotated as ferric reductase like transmembrane component. Gene Ontology annotation, molecular function: superoxide-generating NAD(P)H oxidase activity. The transcript has 5 exons. Gene Ontology annotation, biological process: defense response; superoxide anion generation. NCBI's taxonomy places the organism in Eukaryota, Fungi, Ascomycota, Sordariomycetes, Glomerellales, Glomerellaceae. The record is from RefSeq and is a predicted model, not a curated record. Gene Ontology annotation, cellular component: plasma membrane; NADPH oxidase complex. Bases 1 to 1674 code for a protein of 557 amino acids.
AUGUCGGGUGAUCUCACUUUUGGGGUUCUGGUUCGGAAGCAGUUUACUGCCUCCAAGUUGCUGUUCCACCUCCUCUUCUGGACUUUCCAUUGGGGCAUUUUCGCCUAUGGCUGGUGGAAGCAGGCUAUGGACGCGAGACUCGCGGGUCUGAACACUCUGCAGUUCUCCGUCUGGAUUUCAAGAGGUGCCGGUUUGGUUCUAAGCGUCGACGCAAUGCUCAUCCUGCUCCCGGUCUGCCGAACCAUCAUGCGGUGGAUCCGACCCAAGCUCCGCUUCGUGCCCCUCGACGAGAACCUUUGGCUUCACAGACAGCUUGCGUACUCGUUGCUCAUGUUCACCAUCUUGCACACGUCUGCCCAUUACAUCAACUUCUUCAACGUCGAGGUGACCCAGAUUCGACCUGUCACGGCCAUCCAGAUCCACUACACCCAGGCCGGUGGUAUCACUGGUCACGUCAUGCUGCUGUGCAUGCUUCUGAUGUACACCACCGCCCACGCCCGCAUCCGUCAGCAGUCGUUUGAAACCUUCUGGUACACUCACCACCUCUUCAUCCCCUUCUUCUUGGGACUUUACACCCACACCACCGGCUGCUUUGUGCGUGACACUGCCCUCCCGUUCUCUCCGUUCGCCGGAAAGGACUACUGGGACCACUGCAUUGGUUACCUCGGCUGGAGAUGGGAGCUCUGGACGGGUGCUUUCUACCUCAUCGAACGUACCUACCGUGAGGUUCGUGCCCGUCGUCUCACCAAGAUCACCCGUGUUGUUCGCCACCCCUACGAUGUCGUUGAGCUUCAGUUCAACAAGCCCUCAUUCAAGUACAAGGCCGGCCAGUGGCUCUUCCUUCAGGUUCCCACUGUCUCAAACUACCAGUGGCACCCGUUUACCAUCACCUCUUGCCCGUUCGACCCCUACGUCUCUGUCCACGUCCGCCAGGUUGGUGACUUCACCCGGGCUCUUGGUGACGCUGUUGGUGCCGGAUCUGCCCAGGCCAAGCUCUACGACGGUGUCGACCCUAUGGGCAUGUACGAGGUUGCUCUCCAGAAUGGUCAACAAAUGCCCGAUCUCCGCAUUGACGGACCCUACGGAGCGCCCGCUGAGGAUGUCUUUGAGAACGAAAUCGCCGUGCUGAUUGGUACUGGUAUUGGUGUCACUCCUUGGGCCUCGAUCCUCAAGAACAUCUGGCAUUUGCGCAACAGCCCGAACCCGCCUACCCGCCUCCGUCGUGUCGAGUUCAUCUGGGUCUGCAAGGACACGGGUUCUUUUGAAUGGUUCCAGACCCUGCUUUCCUCCCUCGAGGAGCAGUCUAACGAGGCUGCCCGCGUCCCUGGCAGCUCCGGUGUCGAGUUCUUAAAGAUCCAUACAUACCUAACCCAGAAACUGGACAUGGAUACGACACAGAACAUUGUGCUCAACUCUGUCGGCGCCGAAGUCGACCCCCUUACCGAGCUCAAGUCUCGCACGAACUUUGGCCGACCCAACUUCUCCAAGCUCUUCAGCACCAUGCGGGAUGGUAUUAUCGACAGAACAUACCUCAAUGGCUUGGAAGGUAGCAUGCGCACAACUGUCGGUGUUUACUUCUGCGGUCCUUCCGUUGCUGCUCGCGAUAUCCAGGCUGCUUGCAAGGACGCAACCGUCCGCGAGGUUAACUUCCGUUUCUGGAAGGAACAUUUCUAA